Molecule: messenger RNA, 4484 nt
Organism: Danio aesculapii
Lineage: Eukaryota; Metazoa; Chordata; Actinopteri; Cypriniformes; Danionidae
Gene: vps37d
Product: VPS37D subunit of ESCRT-I
Exons: 4
Coding region: 136-1026 (296 amino acids)
Biological process (GO): protein targeting to membrane; ubiquitin-dependent protein catabolic process via the multivesicular body sorting pathway; protein targeting to vacuole
Cellular component (GO): ESCRT I complex
Source: RefSeq, a predicted model, not a curated record
CAAAGCAGCGCAGUCUCUCCGUGCAUUGUCUUCACUAACAGUCCGCGGUGCGCCUUCAAGCCGAGCAGAGCUCCCCCAGCGCCGCUCCCCUGCUCACCUCCAGCCGGCGCACAGCGACAGCAAAAUGGAAGUUAAAUGGCUGACAAACGGAGUUGUUUAGUGCGCCUCACGGGGACGAGAAUGUCCCAGAAAAGCGACGCGAACUCUUACCCAGAUGGGUACAGGGUCCUCAAUAGCUGCGAACUACGGGAGCUCCUACAACAUGAAGAAAAAAUGAAUCAGAUCGUGCGACUCAGUGAAAAGUUCCAGGAGCUCCAGAUGGACAGGGAUACCUUGUUAGUAACCAAUCGGAGUCUUGCAGAAGAUAGCCUUUCCCAUCGGCCUCACCUUCAAAAUGGCAAGCUGCAGUUGGCUGCAAAGUAUGAAGAACUGGCAACGCUGAGCACCGCCUGCAGGGAAAAGCAAAGCCGACUUGAGGCCUUCACGGAGAAGCACAGCCCCCAGACUGCCCACAAUCUGCUCCAGGAGGAGGUCACGCGUGCCGAAGAACAGUCUGAGGAGCUGCUGGAGAGAUUCAUGGAGGGCCACGUGCCCCUGGAGGAGUUCCUGGAUUGUUUUCAAAGCCACAGGAAGACAUACCACGUCCGGCGCGCUCAAGCCGAGAAGCUCCAGGAGCUCAGCAGACCCGGCAGGAAAGCCAAAAAACAGGAGGAGGAGCAGCACAAGAGGGAGGACCAGCUCAAGGAGUCCCAUUCCAACGGCAUCAGCGGUCCGCCUCGAGUCUUCCAGCUUCGCUACGGCCUGACCCCGGCCAUCCUGCUGCCUCUGUCAUCUUCCUCCGCCUCAAUUCUGGACUCUCGCUCAGGCCAGCCACAAGGGUCAGGCCCCAGCGCUCCACACUCCUGCCCAGGGCAGCCUGUCGGCCUCAGAGUAAUAGGACAGUUACCUGGCUGGCCUGUCAGGCCGGUGCGCCUGCAGCAGCUGUACAGGCCUAGUCCCCAUCAGCCUGAACCGCCGUGUCGAUAACGCUCAGCGUGAAAAACCCAAGACCGCACGAAGCCUUCAUCAAGUCCAUAUAAAAUAAUGAUGCUGCCAUGAAAUCAAAUAUCCAUGUUAGGGAUGCACGAUAUUAUUGCCACAUUCGAGGAAUCGACUAAUAAUUGAUUGAGAUGUAAACAUCGGUUUUAGCCCGAUAUCGAAAAUUAUACUGAUUUGCCUCGCUCACAAGAUGAUGAGUCGCCAUUUUCUGGCUAGCUGUAAGAUCAAGUCAACAGUCUGCUGAUUCUUUGAUUGAAUAGUUGAUUGACAAUAUAAAGACAUUAGGCACAUUUCCAUUAUGAAUUUGUGCAGAAGUUUGGCAGUAUUUUCGACAUGUCGACAUUUCCACUAACCGACUAAAACUUAAUAAAAUCGAAAAUUAUAGCAACAGAUAAACAGAUUACAACACAGUCAACGCAUUGGUCAUUUCAUUUUUAAUAGAAGGAGAUCUGUCAGCCACCAAUGCGCUUUUGCCAUUUCUUGUCAAAGCCCUUUUCAGGGAUCCCAUGGGUCAUGGAUUUUCGGGAAUUUCUAUUUUAGACACGGAAUGUCAGGGAAUUGAUAUAUUUUUUGCCCCAAUUAGUUGAAUAUCAUGGAUUUUUGUGGCUGUAGCCAGCCUGGUGAAAGGGGUGGUUCUUUUUUUUCUAAAAAACUGGACCUUUUUGCAAUUAUAUCCCUUAUUUUCUAUUUAAUGGGGUAUAUGCACACAGACUUUUAAUUUCAGUCAGCCAGCCCCAGGGAUUCCGGUGAAUUGUCAUCCCAUACAAAAUCACCCCGUUUAAGAUCUGAUUUCUUUAAAAAACAGCAAUCUUCACUGUCUGGCUGAGAUGUGAUAUAAAGUGGGUAUCAGACCAAACAAGAAGCACUGUAUUAAAUUAUUUUAUUUAAUGCAGUUAUUUUUCCACACCAUGUCUUUAAAAUAUGAAUAUUAAUUUUCCCCCAGUAUUUUCAAUGGAAUUUCUGCGCUAACCUGCUGCUAAUGAAGGUGCCUGCGUUCAAAUGGUCUUUAGUCUCUUUUUACACUUUAACAACCAAAUGGAUGCUUAAGUCAGUUUAACUGGUUCUCCCCGUGUUCGCGUGGGUUUCCCCCAGGUUCCCCAGUUUCCUCCCACCGUCCAAAAACAUACACCAUAGCCAAUCGACUAAAUCAAAUUAUCACCCAAGACAACUACACUUCUCACACGGCGACAGCAGGGGAGUUCUCGAUUCGCCUGUGAUUUCUGCCAUUUGUCUGCGAUUUCCCAAAACUUGUCGCCGAGUCAAAAUCGAGGCUGAAAUCAUGCAGUCUGAACUCGGCAUUGAGUGGCAAAAGUCAGGGAAAUUGGCUUUAAUGUGGGAACCCUGCCUUUUCCUUCAUGUCUGCUUCCAGGUCUUUGUAAAUUGUGGCAUGACUCUGUUGAUUGACUUUAAUAUAUAUGGGAAAGCAUGGCCUCGUAAGUAGUGACCAUAUUAUGCACGCCAUGUGACCUGUAAAUCUGAAUUGCAGAUUCCAUGUUUCCAUUGCAUUCCAGACCUGUUUCCAUUGCAGUUUUGUGAAAUAUUUCUUUUCCCUUUUCUGAAUUAGCUCUAAAACCACCUCUUGCAAACAUAAAAAUGUGAGCAAUGCAAGCUUUUCUCUUUUUUCUUUGCGGUAUUUGAUCAUUUUUGUUAUUUAAGGUUGCAAAUUUAUUAUUGCGAUAUUGUAUUUAUUCAAUGACUGCAGUUUUAUACUAAUAACAAAUGAAAGUGAAAUACAAAAAUAUUCAAUUAAUUCUGUUUGUUGUGACUCGCAAUCUCAAAAGCAAAUAUAGGCCUGCGCAGGUAGGCCUAUAUUUUUGGUCAUAGCCAAAAAUACAUUGUAUGAGUUAAAAUUGUUGAUUUACCUUUUUAGCCAAAAAUCAUUCGAAUAUUAAUUGGGGAUCAUGCUGCAUAAAGAUAUUUUGUAAACUACUUACUGUAUGUAUACAAAACAAAUGUAUAAAAACUCAAUUUUGGUGCAUUUCUUUGCUGUUUGUUAAAACUACUCAUUUAAAGAGUUCCUAUUAUACAUUUAAAAAGGUUAUAUUUUGGUUUUGAGGGUCUCCAACAACAGUCUGAUAUGCAUGCAAGGUCAAAAAACACUUUCAUUGUCUUAUAAUAUGCAUUUAUUUAUACCUUAUUAUCCCAGCGACUUCCAUAUGAUUUGUUCAGCGAUUCAUUUGUUCCCAAACCCUUCCUUUGCGCGAUGCUAAUCUGGCCAUAGCAAUGUCAAACAGCAGAGGAUCGUGAGCUCACAAACGCAUUUAAAUCUGUAAACAAAGCAUCACGUGUCAUAAACAAGUAACAAAACACAAUUAAAUACAUAUUUUGCAAGCUAGAGAAAACAAGGAGGCAACCAUUUUAAUUGCACUCACUUACACUUGUGAACUGGAGGAAGAAACUUAUCCAUGAACUGUGUACUGAUAAAGUUCCUGUCAAGCUCUGACAAAGUCCCAUACAUCAAUAGUCUUUUCUGAUCCUUCCUUUAACAAACGGCAGACGAAUCCCACAUUGCAGGGUAAAUUAUUGCAUUAAUCACCAGAACGUUCACUCAUUGAUUACUCAUCUUCAAUCAUGAUUAGUCCCACACACACCCACACUCUGCUAGAAUUUGAAGGGAAAGGCGCGUUCACGUUUUACCGGAUCCAGCACUUCAUAUUUGGUAUUGUUUCGUGUUGAUGCGAUACGAACAGGCAAAAGAUCAGGACAAACGGUGAAUCAUUCAAACGACUCGGAGUCGUCUAUUUCAUUAAAGAAUCACUAGUAUCAAGUUUUAAUCAUGGUGCACUUUCAGAUUCAACCCUCAGCUGGAUGUUUUCAUUUUUCAUUCACCUUGCAUGCAUAUCAGCCUGUUGUUGGAGACCCCAAAACCAAAAUAUGACCUUUUAUAAUGCAUAAUAGGGGCUCUUUAAUUGAAUGUAAAGCAUAUUUGUUCAGCUUUUAGUCAAUGUAUAAAUCUCAAAUUCAAAACAAUUGACACUUAUGAAUGGUUUUUGGAGUCCAGGGUCACAAAAUUAGCAUUUUACUAAUAGGGAAUAAAACCGCGAACAGCAGACAAUAGUGGAUUAACUAAAGGAAUAUCAGUGAAAAUUCAUUUUAAAAAGUAUCGGCUUAUUGGAUCUCAGCAGAAAUUGAAAUAUCGUGCAUCUCUGAUUCAUGUAUCCAAAAAGGGAGGAGAGUGGAAAGCCAUAAAGUAUUCGUUGAUGUCGCUUGUCGUUGUUGCUCGUACGUUUCUCUUGGUUUGGUUUGUGUAGUUUGUGUGGGGUUUGUUCAGUCGAGCUGCUGUUUGUUUGUUUGUAUGAGGGAAGUGGCCUGUUUCAUGAGACGCUGCUUUUUUGACUGGAAGGUCUUUUUUGGGGGGGCCAGUGAUGGAUUUGUGAUAUGGCACCUUUUUUGUAAUGUUGAUGGGUGUUCAAUAAAGUCUAAUCAUGAUGUUUAUUUUAAACCUA